CAGGAAACCUGGGUUCCAUAAUGACCGGGCUUCGAGAAUCUCUCCAUUAAUCUGGCAGUGGAAAAGGACCCAGCAGCGAACAUGGACGGGCUGAAAACCUGUGUUCCUCCAGAAAGCGACAACAUCGAAGCAGAAAUCUCCUUCUCGCUGGAGGAUGAAACGUGUGAAGGUGGGGUUUUGGAAACGGAGGAGGAAGAAGAACUUGGAGAAAGCCUAAAGGAUGCCAUUAACGACCAGUCAGUAAAACCUAAAGUGAAUUACAUUAUGUCGAGUUCAUCCUUCUCCAUGCUGACCGUCCAAAGUGAGGACAGUGGAAUUAUCUGGGAGACUGUUUCAAGUAGCCGCUGUUCCACACCAUGGGCAUCAGAAAGCACAGCCUCUGAUGUUUACAGUGUGGAAAGUGCCUCUGUAAGUGCUCCACCUGGAAAGGUAAUAUUCAUAAUGGACGAACUGCCUGAGUCUCCAUCUGUGAAUGGACGUCACAGCCAUAAAAUUAGUAAAUCUGAAAAACGCCAUCAUGAGAAAACAGACCUUAAGCCAGGAGAAUUAAAGGAUGCCCUGAAGAAACCAAGAAAUAAUUCAUGUGUUUUGAGAACACAAUCGGCAAAAAGUGAACCAACUGCACCAUUCAGCACUUCAAUGGACAACGUGGCAAAAUCAAAACCGUUACAGGACUCGUAUGAAACGGAUUCUGGAUUAGUGGUGCUAGAAGAGCACAUCAGUUCAGGCAGCAUCCAAGGUGCUUCGAAAUCGACGUUUCGGGCAAAAGCCCUUCAUCAGGAAUCAGAGACAGAUCUUCAAUCGCCAAUGGAGCACAGCCCAAUAGUAUCAAAAAUAGCAGGAAGGCCCAAUAAAGAUCAAAUUGAAGUGUGUGAGGUGCUUUCCUCUGUUCAAGACAGUGUGCAACAACAUGCUCCAGUAGACUGUCAGAGGAAAUUUAAUACAAAUGCAGUGGAACGGAAUAAGCAAAACUUAAUGCUGAGAAAUCCCAGUUUGAACACUCCAUUUUCAACAGCUGAGCAACAAAUAAGUACAUCUUCAAUACAACUGAGAAAAGAGGAAGAACCAGAAGCUAAUACAAAACAUUUUUUAGAACAAAGAGUUGGUUCAUCUUUAUCAGAAGACAAAGAAUAUUCGCGAUUGUCUCCAACAAUCAGUUCAGAGCCUGUCCUGGUGUCAGAGUUAAAAGAGAGCUGCACAGGCGCAGGGAAUGUGUGUUCAGCAGUAAAACAAAUAACAACUAAUGGGACAGUUCAAGCAGGCACUGAUGAAUUGAAAACAACUGUGGAUAUUAGCUCAGAUCGGUCCUUAUCUAAAGACAAUUAUAUUUUGGACUUUAAAAGCUUAGCAUUUGACAUGGAUCUAACACCUGUUCCAUUAAAGGAUAAUCCUUAUGUGAAUGAAAGUCCAGCUGGAAAAAUAUUUGCAAAAGCAGUGCCACCUUGUUUUCCAGCGAUACAAGAAAUUGCAAAUCAGAAUCAAUCUUAUUCAAUGGCAGAUCCAAUAGAUACAUAUUCAAAUAGUUGUGGAAACAGCAGUUCAGAGUUUACUAAUCCAGUGGGAAAUCUACAGUCAGUAAUGAGUAGAGAUGUGGAUAAUUCCAUUUCAGCAGUAGAAGAUGAGGGUGUGGAAACCAUUGAUUUCAAUUUGAAAAAUUUAUCUUGCACUCCAGCUGUUGGAACAUCUGUUGAUGGAACAUCAUCUUAUUGUCAAGAAAGUCAUGAAGCCACUAUAAAUGAAAAAGUCUUUGCUUCGAGGAGACUGCCUGAACAAUCAGAAGUGAUCCAGCUGAAUGGUUCCUUACUCCAUACAACUUACAGAAUCGCCAAGGAUAAAUCUCAGUCACAGUUCAUAGAGCUUGAAAAAAUGGUUGGUGAACUAAACCAUAACGAAGACACUGAUAUUCAGAAAGCUAUUUUCAAUAUUGUGGCUGAAGGCUCUGAGAUAUUAAACAUUGUUGCUCCAGUCCAAGUUUGUUCAGUGGAUCAAGAGGCAUGUCGCAAAAUGCAGGACAACCUGAUCUACUUGCAAGCAAAUCCCAUUGAGGAACGAAAAAAUGGAUUUUCUGGAAGCUGUUUUAACAGAGUGGAAGAUGAACAGCAAUCAAGAUUAAUGGAUGCAUCAGAACACAGUGAGCUAGAGCAAAGUGCAAAUUUAUGGAGUUCCAAUCCUUUCACUGUUGGAAAGUACAAUCCUUUUACUGUGAUACAUUCCAAUCAUUCUCAUAUAAUUGGAUCCAAUCCCACACAUGAAGUUGAAUCCAAUCCCUCUGACACAAUUGGAUCCAAUUCUUCCCAUACAGUCAAAACCAAUCCCUCUGCCCCAAUUGGAUCCAAUCCUUCCCAUACAGUAAAAUCUAGUCCCUCUGACACAAUUGGAUCCAAUCCCUCCAAUGCAGUUGAAUAUAACACUUCCCAUGGGGUUACAUCCAAUCCCUCCCAUGCAGAUGGAUCUAAUCCGCCUACAGCUGAGACAUCCAAUCCUUCUAUCACUGAAUUUAAAUCCAGUUCUGUUGAACAAUCUUCUCCAGUUUGUGCAUCUACAAGUAAAGCUGGAAACGGGGAUGAUGACUAUUUUGAAAAGUAUACUUUGGUGGAUGAACAAGUCCCGGUUGAUCUGGAGAUAACAGAACUGAAAUUAGAGGAAAUAUCAGUUCCAGAGGCAGCCAACUCUUCAGUGUCAAAACAGAAAAGUACCUCAUUUUCCGAAGACACAGAGGUUUUUGAUUUUGAUGAGUUUGAUCUGUCAGGAAAUCCUGGAACAUUUGAUAGUAUGACCAGAAAGUAUGGAACACCAGAAUCUUCCGCACAAAUAUCCAUUUCUGAACGAUGCAAGGAAAGAAAGCAGGAAGAUUUCAAUAAAAAUGUUACAGAUGUACUAAAUCAGAAGGAGGCUGGUUCGUUGUUAUUUAGCACAGAUGAAGGAGUCCUGUCACGUUCCUAUAAUUUUCCCAUAUCUACCAAAUUGGUCGAUCUUGCACUUCUGGAAGAACCACCUGCAUUAGCAUUUUAUUACAAAGAUCUUUAUGAGGAGGCAAAGGGACGGAAAGGACAAAACAAUGACCAAUCGGAUGAAGAUAGCAGUAAUCCUGAACUUUCAUUCCCUUGUCAAUCAUCUGAUACAGAUGACGGAAAUGGAUUAUACUUUGAAAAGUACGUUCUGAGGGAUGACAUUCUCGAGUCUUCCAAAGAACCUCUAACACCGGGAUCACCUUAUCGGCUGGAGACAGAGUCACAAAACGUCGUAAUUGAUGCAGAAAAAGAUACAUUGUUUUCAGAAAGUGAAGACCACAUUCCGGAAAUUGAUGUGACAAAAGUUCCGACAAAAAAAUCAGAUUCUGAAAAAAUAUUAGAGGUACAGAAAGAGGGUGAAGAAAAGUCUGAGACUGGAAAGACUGUAUAUGAGGAUAGUAGCAUUUUGUCAGAGGUUCAAUCUGUAAAAUAUGAGGAAGUAUCUGAAGAACGAGGUAAGCCAAUUGAAAUAAUGGAAGAGAACAUUAAUGAAUUGAUAAGUGAAGAAGUUCAGGCCAGUCAAGCAGUACCUUUUGAAGAAACAUUACAUGUAGAUCAUAUAGAGAAGCCUGCCUCUAAUGUUGAAGAUCACUUAGCUACAAGACAGCUUGCCAGUUCUGGGGACUCUGUUGAAGAAUAUGGAAAACCUCCAAAUGAAGCAAGAUUAGAAGAUGUGAGCAAUAGGUUGGUAUCAGAAGAAAUCAAAGAUAUUCAAGAAGAUGAAUUCAUUGCAGAAACACCUGUUUAUCAGCUUAAGGCGAAAACAUUGGAGCAAGGACAAUCUGCUGAACAGGAAAGAUCUGAAUACAGACUGGAUGGUGAAUACCCUUCUGCUGAAUUAGGACAAGGAACUGAAAGUGGAGGAUCCGGAGAGUCAAUAAAAGCUGAAGAUAAGGUGCAUGAUCAAAUAAAUAACAAUGAGAUCACAUUAGAGAUGGAUAAAAUUGCUCCCCAGACUGUGAUUGAAGAAUAUGGGAAAGUAAAUCAUUCCACGGAAAUGAAACAAGAAGAUUAUGAAGGCAUUCCCAAAGGAAUCCCAGUUUUCAUUGAUCAACAAUUACCUUUAGAAUUAACAGAGGAUUUUGGAAUAAACGAUGAAGUGGAAAUGCUAGAUAUUGAAACUCAACAAGCUGUUGAAUACAUGGCAAAGGAAGAGAUUGCCCUUGAAAGUCAAAACCAAGAAAGGACAACAGAUGGAGCAAAUUCUCAAAUAAUUAAUGACCAGUCUAUACCAGGACCUGAUAAUUUUGAAGGCAUUUUGGAUCCUACUAAAGAAAUACAGGAGGAAGUUCGCUUCACUGGGGACAUUGUGCAUCCCCUUCAAAUUGAGUGUGGGCCAUCUGAAGCAGAAACAUAUGAAACACCUACUGACAUAAAAAUGCACGAGGAAGAUUCAAGGCCUAUUUCCAGUGAUUUUCAAACCGAGUAUAAGUUGGAAGUUGAGCAAGAUUCCCAUAGAACAGUUGAUAAGUCAGAAGGUGAUGAAACACAGGCUCCACAACUGCUUUAUCCACAAGACAUGGUUCCCAAUCUGGUCGAUAGUAUAGAAAUGCAUCUUCACGAAAACCCAGAAAAUUUAUUUGUGAAAGCUAUCGAAGAAUCCAGUGAUUUAUCCUUAUUAGAAAAUGUGGAGAUGACACAUCAUGAUACUGGAUUUAAAAUCUGUGACAGAGAUCUGAAUAUUGAGGAUAAAGAAUUGCAGGACCUUACCCAAGAAAAAGUGGAGGAGACACAUGUGAAGGCAGAGAUAGGAGAAGGAGAUGUAGAUGUUCUGAUUUCACUGAAACCAUCAAAAUCUACCGAUACCUUUUGUGUUACCUGUUGCCAUACAAUUUUUGCAAUUGAUAAGCUCUUUGGAGAACAUCAAGAUCAUGAUGUCAUAGCAAUAGAUACAGCUGUCCUAAAAAUAAAGGAAAAAUUGGAUGAUUAUGUUGAAGCAGCAGAAGAAAGGACAAAAAGAACUGAAGAAUUUGUGACCGAACUUGAAGAUGUUUUCAAUGCUGUUGAGGAAAACUAUACCCAGGAGGAAAAGUUUCUUGAGGACCAGCAUGAAGAGGUAAUGAAGUUGCUGCUGUCACAGUACACAGAAAUGUCCCAGGUCCUGGAGGAAGAGAAGAAGCUGAAACUAGACCAUUUGCAUGAACAGAUGGCACAUUAUCGAUGUAGCAUUGAAUCAGCAAAGGAAACUAUUGAGACAACGAAGAAGUAUUUUCAGCUCGAUGACAUGGCAUUCCUAAAGUCUUUCAGGAUGAUCAAUGACAGUGUGAUGUCUGCCUUGGAGAGUACAACUUCCAUGGAUUUAAAACCAAGUUGGUGCUCAUCUUUUGAAGAUCUCGCUGUGAAAUCUGCAAGACCUGGAUUUGAGUCACUGAAAAAUUUGCCUGUUCCUCAGUCUCCAACAGUUGUUCCUCAGGAACCAAACACAGCAACAAGUACAACAAUAACAGUCUACUGGACAGUAGGAGAGGAAGAUGUUAUUGAUUAUUUCCAAGUGUACUGUAUGGAUGAGUCAGAAGGCAACAGACAGCAAAGUGGAAGUGUAACUGAAGAAUACAAGAUGGCAGUGAAAGAAAGCUACUGUACACUGGACAAUCUGGAACCAAACCGAUGUUAUCUCGUCUGGGUGAUGGCAGUGAAUUUUGCAGGGUGCAGUUUGCCCAGUGAGAAAGUGACCGUUCGGACUGUUCCAGCAGCACCCAUUAUUAAUACUGAAGAAUGCACUGUGUGCUGGGACACUGCGACUAUCCGUUGGACCUCCACUGAUCUUGAAGCUGUGGAAUACUUUAUUCUGGAGUUCCACAGACAAAGUGAUUUUAAAAAGUCAACAUUCAGAUCAAUGGCAGGACUCAGAGUUUGUGAGCACACAGUCACACUGCAGCCAAUGGAAAACUUCCUUUUCUUUGUGAAAGCUGUAAACAAUCUUGGAACAAGUGAUACAAGCAAGCCAGCAGUAAUUUCCACUAAAAAUACUCGCUUUCGCCUGAACAAAGAAACGUUACCACCACAUUUGCAGUUGUCUGAAGACGGAACUGUAAUUCACUUUGAUGAGCUAGCUAUGGAAAAUGAAAGCCUCCUGACUGAGUACACUGCUCUUCUUGGAGAACCUUUGCCUGCACGUGGUCGACAUUAUUGGGAAGCAACAGUGAACCGCUGUGAGGCCUACAGGAUUGGAGUAGUGUAUCCGACCACCAAAAGAAGCAGUUCGCUGGGGAGAAACAGAAAAUCAUGGUUCAUACGAUAUUAUGCAACACCAAUAGGGCAUAGAUAUGAAUUUCUUCACAAUGGUGCAUCAUAUGAUGUCCUUAUCACCGAUUUCCCAGCAAGAAUUGGUGUCUUUGUGAACUGUGACAUUGGGCAAUUGUCGUUUUUCAAUGCGCAAAGUGGACAGUUACUUCAUGCCUUCCAGCACCAGUUCACUGACUUCAUCUGUCCAGCAUUUGUAGUUGAGAGGCCUGGAUUUCUGACUGUCUGCACUGGAAUUGAAUUUCCUGAGUUUGCAAAAUGCAGUUAAUACUAUUUAUAUUUGAUGUCAUUAAAGUCUUUAAUUGUCCAAGC
This is a messenger RNA of Chiloscyllium plagiosum (whitespotted bambooshark), 6566 nucleotides long. RefSeq lists its product as uncharacterized. The record is from RefSeq and is a predicted model, not a curated record. Gene Ontology annotation, cellular component: cytoplasm. Gene Ontology annotation, molecular function: protein binding. NCBI's taxonomy places the organism in Eukaryota, Metazoa, Chordata, Chondrichthyes, Orectolobiformes, Hemiscylliidae.